Pedinophyceae sp. YPF-701 is the source of this 1176-nucleotide messenger RNA. The record is from the annotation of a GenBank genome assembly. Lineage: Eukaryota; Viridiplantae; Chlorophyta; Pedinophyceae.
AUGACUGAGGUCGCAGCGCCCCAGCCUGAGCUGGACGCGGCCGCCAAGACGGCCGAUGCGCCUCCUUCACCCAGCGAGAGCCCCGAGGCGGCGCGCUCGCGCCGGAUCGACGAGUUCGUCGCCCGCGUGGAGGAGGGGCUCGCGGCGGUCGCGAACAACCUCCGCUCGCGGCUCGAGGACAACCACGCCACGAUGACGCAGAUCUUCCGCAAGUAUGACACGGACCGUUCCGGGACCAUCAGCCAGGCCGAGCUCGGGCCGCUCCUGCAGGACCUCCUCGGCUGGGACGAGGCCGACCCGGAGGACAUGGACUUGCUGAAGGACUUCCUCGCCAUGAACGACAUGGACCGCGACGGCCAGAUUGACUACCAGGAGUUUCUGAAGUUCAUGUUGUCGGGGGAGCAAUCGUCGUGGGCCGCGGGGGUGAAGGAGUGCUUCGAGAAGAUGGACACGGACGGCAACGGCUACGUCGACGAGGCCGAGAUGAGCGCCGCGCUCAAGGACCAGGGCCUGACGUCAAAGGAGAUCAAGGCGUGCAUGAAGAGCCUGGACAAGAACAAGGAUGGCAAGCUGUCGUACCGCGAGUUCAAGCACGCCGCGCAGCUGGGCAACAUGGGCCCGCAGGGCGCCAUGGUGCUCCUGAUCCGCGAGGCCAUGACCGCCACGGCCCCGCUGGGCGCGUCCGGGGUCGGGAAGCCUGCGCCCGACCGCGCGUGGUCGCGCCUGGCCUUCGACAAGCAGGCCAUGGUCAACGCGGUCUUCAAGAAGUUCGACAAGGACGGGUCCGGCACGAUCGACGCGUCGGAGGUGUCGCGCAUGCUCCGCGUGAUGGGCCUGAACGCGUCCUCCGGCGACGCGCUCAACUACCUGCGCGAGUGCGACCUGUCGCACACGGGGCAGCUCCGGCUGAAGGACUUCGCGCUGCUGCUGCAGCUCGCCGAGUCCCGGCGCGACGUCAAGAAGGAGCAGCAGAUGGUCGAGACGGCGCUCAAGGCCUUUGACGUCAACGGCGACGGAAAGAUCGAGCAGUGGGAGCUCAAGGAGGUGCUCAUGCGCAAGGUCUCGGACGACGCGCUGACGGAGCGCGAGGCGGACAAGAUCAUCCAAAAGUUCAAGCCGGACUUGUCCGGGAAGAUAGACCUGCAUGACCUGGCCAUGUUUCUGCUCGGGAGGUAG